Molecule: messenger RNA, 707 nt
Organism: Drosophila takahashii
Lineage: Eukaryota; Metazoa; Arthropoda; Insecta; Diptera; Drosophilidae
Product: probable DNA-directed RNA polymerase subunit delta
Source: RefSeq, a predicted model, not a curated record
CAUUGUCAAAGAUAUAAUUUUAGAAACUAAAAUUCAAGACAGAAAAUUAUUUAGUUAUCCCUAGAUUUGGUAUGGUUAAUAAUGAGCUACAGAAAAUCAAAAUUGCUGCAAUCGCUGGAGGAGUCUGUGGCGCCCGUCGAUCAUGAGGACGUCGUCCGUUUAAUUGCCGAUCAGAUCCGCCAGCCUCUGAUAGAUCCCAUCGAACGAAAUCGGGAAAAUAAAGAGGAUCUGAGCAUCCUGCACCUAGAGGAUGCCAUCAAGUUCAGGGAUUCGAUGCAAAUCUUUCACGUGGAGCCCACAGCCGAAUCUCUGGAUGAAGUAAUGCCCGUUAAGGAUGACGAUCUUGGAGAGAUGCUGGAGGCCCUGACUGACGUGAUGCUCGAUGAGGAUGAUGAAGGCGAAGACGAAGAGGAGGACGAUGAAGAUGUGGAUGAAGAUGACGAUGAGGAUAAAGACCCAGACAAUAGCGAUGGAAAAGUUGUAGAAGCAAAUGCAAACUCAGGCCAUGAUCAGGUCUUAGGUCAUAAGAGUCACAUAUGGGAUUGAUUUUUAUUUUAAAUAUAGAAAAUUAUUAGUUUAAAGCUGAUUUUCAUAAUAUAAAUGUAAAGAUGACCAUUUGAUAUUUAUUUAUUAAAACUUUAAUGUGUUGCAUAUAGUAUGAAUCGCUUAAUGCGUGGAAAUAAAUACCCAUUUUUAGGGAGCUUUCA